UCAAAUAAAGGAACACUCUCCAUCCAGGAUGGGAUAACCAAAGAAACAGAGAGCCCAAAUGCAGCAAACAAGGCAGCGGCACCGGGUAGUCCUCCUCCCGCUGCCAUUGCAAGGCCACAUAAACCCUAUGCUUCAGCUCGCAAACAUCCUUCACUCCCAUGGCUUCUCCAUAACAAUCAUCCUCCACACCAGCUUUCCCUCUCCCAACCCUUCCAACUACCCUCACUUCACCUUCCUCUCCUUCCCCGACGGCUUGUCCCAAUCCGAAGCCUCCACAACCGACCUCUUAUCUCUCAUUCUACUCCUCAAUCUCAGAUGCAUAAACCCAUUUCGAGAUUGUCUUGUUCGCUUGAUUUCCGAUGCUGAAGAGGAAGAUCCUGUUGCUUGCUUGAUCUCCGAUGCUAUCUUGCACUUCGCUGGACCCGUAGCUGAUUGCCGCAAACUGUCCAGGCUUGUGUUGCGGACCGGCGGUGUGUCUUCGUACGCUGCUUUUGCGGCUUUUCCAACUUUGUUCGAAAAGGGUUACUUCCCAGUUCAAGAUUCCAGGCUGGAAGAGCCAAUUUCGGAGCUGCCUCCCCUCAGAGUCAAAGACCUACCGGUGAUCAAGACAUCCAACUUCGACUCAUAUUAUCAAUUUCUAACAGACAUGGUCAGACAAAACAAGGCUUCUUCGGGGCUCAUUUUUAACUCCUUUGAAGAACUUGAACAACCUGCACUCGCCACUCUUUGCCCAGACUUCCACAUCCCAAUCUUCCCAAUUGGCCCUUUUCACCGCUACUUCCCUGCUUCUUCUAGUAGCUUACUAACACACGACGAAACCUCCAUUCCCUGGCUCAAAACACAAGCCCCAAAAUCUGUUCUUUACGUGAGCAUUGGUAGUAUCGCGGCAAUGGAUGAAAAGGAAUUUUUGGAGGCAGCUUGGGGGCUAGCUAAUAGCAAGCAACCUUUCUUGUGGGUUGUUAGGCCCGGGUCAGUGCGUGGUCGGAAGUGGCUUGAAUCGUUGCCGAAUGGGUUCAUAGAGAUGUUGGGCGGAAGGGGACAUAUUGUCAAUUGGGCCCCUCAGCAGGACGUGCUGGCACAUCCUGCUGUGGGGGCAUUUUGGACUCAUAAUGGAUGGAAUUCAACGUUGGAGAGUAUUUGUGAAGGGGUUCCGAUGAUUUGCAUGCCUCGCUUCACUGAUCAACUUGUGAAUGCGAGGUAUGUAAGCCAUGUUUGGGGGGUUGGUGUGCAAUUGGAGAAUGGGUUGGAGAGAGGGGACAUUGAGAGAGCCAUUAGAGGACUGAUGGUGGAGAAAGAGGGGAAGGAGAUAAGAGAGAGAAUGCUACAUUUGAAGGAGAAAGUGAAUCUUUGUGUGAUGCAAGGUGGGUCUUCACAUGAAUCUCUACAGAGAUUAAUUAGCCAUAUCUCAUCAUUCUGAUUUUCAUUGUCUCGUACUCAAGAAAUCCUUAUUUGAUGAGCAUUGGUGAUGGAUGAUUGUUAUUGUGGGUUGUUUUAGGAAGUUGAUAAAAAGUUGACUUUUGACUUUUUAUCAAAUUUUUUGACUUUUUUAGAAGUGAUUUAGGAAGUUAGUAAAAAGUUGACUUUUUGCUUUUUA
Messenger RNA from Camellia sinensis, 1594 nucleotides. Its product is annotated as UDP-glycosyltransferase 76B1. Lineage: Eukaryota; Viridiplantae; Streptophyta; Magnoliopsida; Ericales; Theaceae. The record is from RefSeq and is a predicted model, not a curated record. Gene Ontology annotation, molecular function: quercetin 7-O-glucosyltransferase activity; quercetin 3-O-glucosyltransferase activity.